UUGUGUAUUUUCGUUACAAUAUUUAUAUUGAAACGAAACGUUUAAUACGACAACAGUGUAUGAGAAAGUUCAUCGUGUGUCAUUUAUUUAGUUAAAUGAAAUAUGUACUUUAAGUAUAUUUUUGCAUAUAAACAUACUUUUUAACUAAAGUGGAUUUUUAUUCAAUUUUUAUAUAAUUAAUUUGAAUUUAUUUGCGUUGUAUUCACUCGCCAUACUGUCAAUCAGUCUAGUCUAUCUUGACAUUUGUGUGGUGUUUUGUUGCUGUUUGGAAAAGGAAUAAGAAGAGAUGUUUGUUUACAAGUUCUUUAGACGUCAAAAUAGUAUGACCCGUUAUAAACAGACAGAGUUCUCGGAAGAAGACAGUAGUUCGAUUGGUGGCGUACAGUUGAAUGAGCCCAGCAGUAGUACGGGAAUGCAGAUACGUUAUCAUACUGCUAGGGCAACAUUAAAUUGGCGCUCACGAAAUCGCGUAGAAAAAUGGUUAAUGAUUACUACAAUAUUUUUGUCAUUUAUAAUACUGGGCUUACUAAUAAUGCUCUUUCAAAAUGAAGCCGACAAAACCACAAGGAUUCUGCACGUGGAACCACACAAAGACAAUCCCGAAAUGCCAUGUUUAAAUGAACAUUGUAUAUUCGCCUCAAAUGAUAUAUUAAAUUCAAUUGAUCGCUCAGUUAAUCCAUGUGAAGAUUUCUAUGGUUUUUCAUGUAAUCAAUGGAUUAAAAAUAAUCCCAUACCAGAUGGUAAAUCAUCCUGGGGUACAUUUAGCAAUAUCGAGCAAAGAAAUCAAUUGAUUAUCAAAAAUAUCUUGGAGAAACCCAUGAAAACUUUCGAAUCGGAAGCGGAGAAAAAGGCAAAGAUCUAUUAUGAAUCUUGUCUGGAUCGAAACGAUGAUUUGGAGAAACUUGGUGCUAAGCCUAUGGUAGAUUUCCUAUGGAAAAUUGGAGGCUGGAAUGUUACCCACACCGGGUUUAAUAUUGGAAAAUGGAGUUUGGCUAAUACACUAAAGAAAUUACAGAAUAGAUAUAAUAUCAAUUGUUUAUUCGGUUGGGCCAUAGGAGAAGAUGAUAAAAACUCCACACGACAUAUUAUUCAAAUUGAUCAAGGUGGCCUUACACUACCUACACCAGAAUACUAUGAAAAUCGUACAGAGAUACAUCGUAAGGUCCUCAAAGAAUACAUUGAAUAUAUGACAAAGGUGUGUGUUCUCUUGGGGGCUAAUGAAACUGAUGCUCGUCGGCAAAUGGAAGAGAUAAUGAAUUUUGAAACUAAAAUUGCUAAUAUAACCAUUCCCCUGGAAGAGCGACGUAAUGAAGAGGCCAUGUAUCAUCCUAUGAAAUUGUCAGAGUUAGAUGCAAUGGCACCUUUUAUAAAUUGGACUGAACAUUUAGAUUAUGCCAUGCAAUUGGUCAAUCGUCGAAUAACACAAAAAGAAGUGGUGGUAGUCUAUGCUCCAGAAUUCCUUAAGAAAUUAUCGGUUAUAAUAAUGGAUAUGCAAAAGACGGUGGAGGGCAGAAAUACUUUGAAUAACUAUUUGGUUUGGCAAGCGGUGAGAGUACUCUCUCCUUGUCUCUCACGCUCCUUCCGUGAUGCUUACAAAGGUGUGCGAAAAGCUUUAAUGGGUUCAGAUGGCGGCGAGGAGGUGUGGCGUUUUUGUGUAGCUGAUACUGGAAAUGUUGUCGGCUUUGCCGUGGGUGCCAUAUUCGUACGUCAAGCUUUUCAUGGCGACUCUAAACCCGAAGCCGAACAAAUGAUUAAUGAGAUAAGAGAAGCUUUUAAGCAUAACAUACACAACCUUACUUGGAUGGAUAAAACAACCCGCGCCAAAGCCAUAGAUAAAGCUGAUGCUAUUUCAGAUAUGAUCGGUUUCCCUGAUUAUAUAUUAAAUGUAGAAGAACUUGAUAAGAAAUAUGCCGAUCUAAAUGUUACGGCUAAUGCUUAUUUCGAAAAUAAUAUACAAUCCAAUAUGUUCAAUUUAAAAAAGAAUUUGGAAAAAUUAGAUCAACCUGUUAAUAAAACUAAUUGGGGCAUGGUGCCACACAUGGUAAAUGCCUACUAUACACCUUCCAAAAAUCAAAUUGUCUUCCCCGCCGGUAUACUGCAAUCACCCUUCUUCGAUAUACAUAAUCCUAAAAGUUUAAACUUUGGUGCUAUGGGCGUGGUUAUGGGCCAUGAGCUAACACACGCCUUCGAUGAUCAGGGAAGAGAGUUUGAUAAAUUUGGCAAUAUUAAUCGUUGGUGGGAUAAUAAAAGUAUUGAACGUUUCAAUGAUAAAACCGAAUGUUUUGCCAAACAAUAUGGUUCCUAUGUUAUAAACGGCAGACAUUUGAAUGGCAAACAAACGUUGGGAGAAAAUAUUGCCGAUAAUGGUGGUUUAAAGGCUGCAUAUCAUGCUUUCCUAAAGACAAAACUGGAUAAGGAGGCAGAUGUUUUAAAACUGCCCGGUUUAAAUUUAACGCAUAAACAGUUAUUUUUUGUUUCGUUUGCCAGGGUCUGGUGCUCCACCGAUACCGAUGAAACCACAGUAUUACAGUUAGAAAAAGAUACACAUUCACCAUCACGUUUGCGAGUCGCUGGUACGCUCUCAAAUAUGCCCGAAUUUGCCGAAGUAUUCCAAUGUAAAGUUGGUUCCAAAAUGAAUCCCGAAAAGAAAUGUGAAGUAUGGUAAAAAGUUUUUGAAGUUUUCAUUUGUUAGUUUUAACAAUUUUUGUUUGUUGAAGCGAAAGUUAAGGAAAUUUUACGAAAGUAUAUGUUUUUAAAGAAAAUAGUAACGGAAUUUUUAAAAAAAAAACCCAAAAGUAAACUAUGAACGUAGUAGAAAAACCAAAAAAAGUAACAAAUAUUUAAAA
Lucilia cuprina (Australian sheep blowfly) is the source of this 2846-nucleotide messenger RNA. It is a transcript of the gene Nep3, whose product is annotated as neprilysin-3. The transcript has 8 exons. Gene Ontology annotation, biological process: protein processing. Gene Ontology annotation, cellular component: plasma membrane. Bases 287 to 2665 code for a protein of 792 amino acids. The record is from RefSeq and is a predicted model, not a curated record. Gene Ontology annotation, molecular function: metalloendopeptidase activity. Lineage: Eukaryota; Metazoa; Arthropoda; Insecta; Diptera; Calliphoridae.